AGCCGCCGCUGCAUCCUCUACUCUGCCGCGCUCUUCCUCUUCCUCCUCCUCGCCGCCGCCGCCUUCCUCCUCUACCCCUCCGAACCGGAGAUCCGCCUCGUCCGGAUCCGACUCAACCGCAUCGGGGUCCGAACCAACCCGAGGCCCAUUCUCGACCUCUCCUUCUCAGUCACCGUCAAGAUCCGCAACCGAGACUUCUUCUCCCUCUCCUACGACUCCCUCGCCGUCUCCGUCGGCUACCGCGGCCGCCAGCUCGCCUUGGUCUCCUCCGGUGCCGCCGCCGGCGGCCUCAUCAGGGCGCGCUCCUCCUCCUACGUUGACGCCACGCUCGACGUCGACGGAUUUGAGGUCAUCUAUGAUGCGUUCUACCUGCUCCAAGACAUCGCCAGGGGCGUGAUUCCGUUCGAUACCGAUACGCGAGUCGAAGGGAAGUUAGGGCUUCUCUUCUUCCACGUUCCUUUGAAGGCAACGGUGUCGUGUGAAGUGUAUGUGAACAUAAGAGAGCAGACAAUUGUACGUCAAGACCGCUAUCCUAAGUCGCUGGGUGAUCCGCUGGAUCAGAGCGCCGCCCACCUCGGCUUUGGCGGCAGCAGCGCCGCCCACCUCCUCGUCAAUCUCCACCCCGUCGUAGUCCUCCGUGCCUGGGAGCUCGACCCCGCCGUCCUCCAGGUCGCCCUCGAGUAUUUCAACUACUAG
This is a messenger RNA of Cajanus cajan (pigeon pea), 696 nucleotides long. RefSeq lists its product as uncharacterized. Gene Ontology annotation, biological process: defense response to other organism. The record is from RefSeq and is a predicted model, not a curated record. NCBI's taxonomy places the organism in Eukaryota, Viridiplantae, Streptophyta, Magnoliopsida, Fabales, Fabaceae.